Messenger RNA from Balaenoptera ricei (Rice's whale), 1078 nucleotides. It is a transcript of the gene CLTA, whose product is annotated as clathrin light chain A. Gene Ontology annotation, biological process: clathrin-dependent endocytosis; intracellular protein transport; clathrin coat assembly. The transcript is spliced from 6 exons. The coding region runs from base 117 to 794 and encodes 225 amino acids. Gene Ontology annotation, cellular component: clathrin coat of coated pit; synaptic vesicle membrane; plasma membrane. Lineage: Eukaryota; Metazoa; Chordata; Mammalia; Artiodactyla; Balaenopteridae. Gene Ontology annotation, molecular function: clathrin heavy chain binding; structural molecule activity. The record is from RefSeq and is a predicted model, not a curated record.
UCCGUCUUCUCCCUCCUCCCGCUUGAUAUCAGUCGCCACCACAGCGGCCGCUGCCGGGCGCGGAGUCGGCUGGUGUGUCUCUCAGCGUCGGUGUCCGUGCUGUUGAACUGCCCGCCAUGGCUGAGUUAGAUCCGUUCGGCGCCCACGCUAGCGGUCCCGCGCUGGGGAACGGAGUGGCCGGCGAAGAGGACCCUGCCGCGGCCUUUUUGGCGCAGCAGGAGAGCGAGAUUGCGGGCAUCGAGAACGACGAGGCCUUCGCUAUCCUGGACGGCGGCGCCCCCGGGCCCCAGCCGCACGGCGAGCCGCCGGGGGGUCCGGAUGCUGUUGAUGGAAUCAUGAAUGGCGAAUACUACCAGGAGAGUAAUGGGCCAACAGACAGUUAUGCAGCUAUUUCACAAGUGGAUCGAUUGCAGUCAGAGCCUGAAAGUAUCCGUAAAUGGAGAGAAGAGCAAACGGAACGCUUGGAAGCCCUUGAUGCCAAUUCUCGGAAGCAGGAAGCAGAGUGGAAAGAAAAAGCAAUAAAGGAGCUGGAUGAGUGGUAUGCGAGGCAGGACGAGCAGCUACAGAAGACGAAAGCGAACAACAGCACAAACAUAAACCAUCCUUGCUACAGCCUAGAACAGGCAGCAGAAGAAGCCUUUGUAAAUGACAUUGAAGAGUCGUCCCCAGGCACUGAGUGGGAGCGGGUGGCCCGGCUGUGUGACUUUAACCCCAAGUCCAGCAAGCAGGCCAAAGAUGUCUCCCGCAUGCGUUCUGUCCUCAUCUCCCUCAAGCAGGCCCCCCUGGUGCACUGAAGAGCCACCCUGUGGAAACACUACAUCUGCAAUAUCUUAAUCCUACUCAGUGAAGCUCUUCACGGUAAUUGGAUUAAUUAUGUUGAGUUCUUUUGGACCAAACCUUUUGUCUUUAGAGUUGAUCAUUGUUUGUGAUUGCAUGUUUCCUUCAACUGUGUUGUCCCUGGCAUUCAAAGAGGAGGGGAGGCGGCGGAGGAAGGGAGGGAAGGCUCCCAAUGGCAGCCUCAACCUAUGCUUUUGUGCAUUAUUCUGAGAAUAAAUUUCUGUUUCAGACAAUAAACAAA